AGUUGUCCAGUCGCCUCGCGUCUCCUUCACCACUUCACCGGACUAGAAGUUGUUCGUAGCACAAACGAAAACCAGCAUAUACAGUGGGUGGCACUUCCUCGCCUACCGUAAAAACUCCACUACUGACAGAGUGACUGCGUUUUACCUCUCUCUCUCUCUCGCCUGUGGGGAGCACACACGCGCACACGGACGCACGGCGCACCUAGCCACUGUAGUUACUGCUUCUCCUAUUUCUUUUCUUUCUUUCUCUCUUUUUGUGGAUCUUUCCGGUGUGCCUGACACGUUACUGUUGUUGUUGCUGUUGUUGGUUUUAUAAGUGUACGUUGCCCACCAUCGUAUUUUACUCGCCCCCCCCCCCCCGUUGGCUGGUUUAGGUGCCACUGCAUCGAUUGAUUCGUGUGUUCCACGUUCCCAUACGAUCGUGAAGCCGAUUCACGGGAAGCCGAAGUUCAACUCCCCCGAAACACACUUUCUUUUGUCCUCGUGUCUUUUUGUUCUUCUUCUCCUUACUCUUCUUCUUUAUUCAUCUUCUAUAUAUUUAGCUUCAUUGCUCGUCGCUUUGGGUGAUUUGCUUUUCCCUUUCCAUUACUGUGUGUUGUAUCUUGGGUAGCUUAUAGCCCCCUCGGCUCUACCACCUCGCUGCCUCAGCCUUCUUUUUUGUUGUUGUUGGUGUUGGUGGCACAAGAGUCUGUGGGACGCUCCCUGUGUAGUUGUGUCCGCGUUCUUUCCUUCUCUCGCUUUCAAGGGGUGGCUGUAAACUCUGUUUUGACGCCUCGCACUGCCUUUACCAAUCACACCGGCUGCUGUUUGUCUCUGUCAUCGGCGCUGCACGUCUCCCUUCUCUGUUGUCUUCCUUCCUUUUCCGUUUCUGGUAUUAUUACUUUUGAUCUUUCUGUUAUUGCUGCUGCUGUUUUCUUUUGUGGCCUUCAACGAUAUUCAUAAUAACUUCUCUUCUUGAGAGAGGAGGAUUGUGUCUUGUGAAGCGCCACAUUCAUACAUAUUUAUUUAUUGAUCUCCGGCAGGAUUCUUUCUCUCCUUUUCUGGCCGUUGUUGUUGCUCUUGCGCGUUUGCUGCUGCUGUUCGAGGAAGCAAGCAAGACCGGUACGUGCAGCUGACACCCGCGUCUUGACGCGCCGGUAGUGAAAGGAAAGAGGAGAGAGAAAACAGAUAGCAUCAAACCUAUUCGUUAUUACUCCGCUUGCUUCUUCCUUUUCCCGCUGUUUGUCAGCUUGUUUGUUCUGUUUGUUUUUUGGUUUUCUACCUUUCUCGCCAGGCAUGACUGCGACCGCACCGCCAACAAACUUUGGCUCCACCCCCGCUGACACCCGCUUCGACGCCUUUGGCAUGCCGAUCUCCUCUGGGUCGGCCAUCCCUGCGCCUGUGUUGUUGUCCUCCAACCCGCGUCCCGCACGGCAGCUGCGCAGUCACGACCAUCAUCAGCAUCAGCAGAACAGCUACGGCACAUCCUCCUCUUCGAGUGCUCCCUCGUUGUCCACCCCAGUCUCCUCUCGCUCUUCGGCUGCUGCGCCGUUUCCAGCUGGCGCAGGUGCCAACGGCGGUCUUGUCACCAAGCACCACAACCACAACAGCGGCCACUCCCCGCUGCUGCAGUCCCCACCGUCCCCGUCGAUUAAGUCGUACGGCACCGCGUCAAGCGUCAGCGACGACGCCGGCACGCAGAGCGUCAUCGUCGGUGAGCGAUCGUCGUUCACCAGCACCGUCGCAUCGGAUACGGCCGCCGCUGAGGGGGUGGCGAGCGGUUCCUCGCGUCGAUUUGGUGAGGUUCUUCCAGACGGUGAGAAUCGUAUGCAGGGUGAGACAGCCGGUGCGGAGGCCGCCGUGACACGGCCGAGCGAUCUCCACUCCGCCGGAGGACGAAGUGAUCGUCGUUCUUUCCAAGUCGCUCGGCGAAGCAGCAGCACCGAACGCGACGCGGCAGAAGCCGGCUUCGUGCUUCAUCGAAGUCCCCUGCAACGCACGCAGAAGACGACGGAAGAGGCGCCACGUUACGCGGCAGGCCAGGAGUCCUCCUACGAUCCACACUGUACUGAGACAAUCAACGGGCGCACGGAUGUGAUGAAGGGCAGCGGUGUCGCCGUCGAAGGCGGCGGCGGUGGGGAGGGAGAGGGGAGGGGCACCUCCUCGCCGGCCAAGUCGGGGCAGGUACACCUCAGCAACCAAGGAAGCGCUCGCCGCGGUCCUUUGGGGUACGCGAGUGUGAACACGAACGACGACCACGAUGGAGGCGUCGUCGCCCGUGCAAGGAACGACGACAGCAACGAUGGCGGGCAGCCGUGCCGCGACGCGGGUCCCUUCUCCCAUUCCUCCGCGAACCCGCCACCGACGCUCAUCGAGUUCGUCCUGCGUCGCGUUCGUACCACCUCGCUCCUGCAGUUCUGCUGGGUCGUCCUGCUCGUCGUGAUGUUGAUGGUCGGCAACGCCUGUCAGGUUAUUUUCCUCAACUUCUGGAUUCAUCAGUUUCCAACGAAGUCGUCGUCCUCCUCGUCCUCCUCCUCUCACAGCGGCAGCGGCGGCCCCGAUCGGGCGGAAGCGCUGGAGAGCAGCUACACGACCUUCAUCAUCUCCGCCGUCAUUUUCGCUCUCUUCUUCGUGGUACUCCUCCUCGUGUACUGGCUGUGGCGACGCCCCUCUUUGCUGUUUGCACGGGAAAGGGCCGGUUGGUGGCUGCUGCUGGGCAUUGGUGCGAUGGACACGCUGAACAGCGCCAUGGCGAUCUACGCCGCCGCGCACACACCCGAGGUGCUUCAGGCUCUCUUCGUCUCGCUCGUGCCGAUUUACUCGGCCUUCUUCACCAAGUGGCUCCUGAAGGACCCGCGCAACUACGCGAACGUGUACGUGGUGGUCAGCUUCGCGCUGAUCAUGGCCGGCGUGGCGCUCGCCUCCCUCUUCAGCUACGCCGCCACGCACAGGGGUCACCACCACGCGGACGACGACGGCAGCAGCAGCAUCAGCGGUCGUCACGGCUUCGCUGCCCGGCACACGCCCACCUUUCUCUUUAAUUUCUUCGCCGCCUCCGACCCCCCGCCCUCCGCCGCCACCCGCGAUAAGCAAAUUUGGUGCCUCAUCUUCUUCUUCUCCGUCCCACCCACGGUGCUGCUGAACGUGUUGCAGACCAUGUACAUGAUCCGCUACACGUACACGGACGAGAUGACGGCGUAUUUGCUGGAGCACGAGGGGGACGCGGAGGACUCGACGCUGCGCACGUCCAUCGCGAGCAGCGGACGUGCGAGAACCGGGGUGCGGGAGAGAGAGGUUGAUGACGUGGAAGGCCAGGCGGGGGAGGCCAAGGCCGCGGCGGACCUUCACGAGACGUCGGCUUCGCGCACGCGGGCGCGGGGGUCGCAGCCGCGACGGGAGAGUCCCCCGGCGAGCGCCACAGCUGCAUCACCGGCCUCUGCGGAAGCUGCGCCGGCCGGACCCUUACCGACGUCCGACCUCGCCUCCCCUCGCUCCUCUGAAGCGGCCAACUCGGACGAGGAGGCGGAGGGGACUUUUCUGCAGCGUCAGCAUCGCCUGCACAUCCCCUCCAGCGAGCUGCGCCUACACGGGGAGGACGCAACGGUGAAGAUCGUCAUGCUGGCCGCCGACACGACCCUCCAGGCGCUCAUGGGCUUCCUCCUGAUGCCGAUGGACGCGCUGCCGUGGUUCGGUGGCAGCGACUCGCUCAGGGAGGUGUGGCAAAACCUGGACGACGGCGUGGACUGCGUCCUGCACUGCCCGCGUAACCUGCGCUACUGCCUGCUGUACAGCAUGGGCUUUGUGCUGGUGUACAUCGCCUCCGCCUACCUCAACCGCUACAGCGUCACGCUGUGCUCCAUGGUGAGUCAGCUCUCGGGCCCCAUCACGGCCCUCGUUUUGAUCGCCUUUCCGGCGUUGAAUAUGACGGGUGAUGCCGCGCCCUGGUACGUCAGCGUCUUCGCCGUCGUACUCCUCUCCUGCGGCACAAUUAUUUACGUCUACUGGGACGAGAUGACAGGCGAGGAGAAGGCCAGCGGCGAGAUGCAGCUGAAGUGGGCGAUGAUGGAGGAGCAGGCACGGCGGCACGGGCCGUCGGGUGAGGAAAAUGACACGGACUCGCAGCAGCAGCAGCAUCACUAUCGUCGUUCUCGGACGCGGCGCUACCGCCCACGUCGCCAGUCCAGCUAUGUGGUGGUCGUUGACCACGACCCAGACGCGCCGCGACCACCGCGUCCCUCUGGUGAUGUCGCCGAGAAUCACCAUUGA
Messenger RNA from Leptomonas pyrrhocoris, 4245 nucleotides. RefSeq lists its product as hypothetical. Bases 1276 to 4245 code for a protein of 989 amino acids. The transcript has a single exon. The record is from RefSeq and is a predicted model, not a curated record. NCBI's taxonomy places the organism in Eukaryota, Euglenozoa, Kinetoplastea, Trypanosomatida, Trypanosomatidae.